Molecule: messenger RNA, 2033 nt
Organism: Sorghum bicolor (sorghum)
Lineage: Eukaryota; Viridiplantae; Streptophyta; Magnoliopsida; Poales; Poaceae
Product: pectate lyase
Exons: 3
Coding region: 320-1657 (445 amino acids)
Molecular function (GO): pectate lyase activity
Source: RefSeq, a predicted model, not a curated record
GUGUACAAGCGAGAAAACUCCUCUCCAUCAUCAACCUUAGCUUGCGCCAAACACACAAAAACACCUACCUACUAUAGCAUUUCUUACUUGAGCGUGUGGCUCGCCUCUUGCCUCGCCUCGCCUUGUUUCUAAUAAUACCACGUCUCCCUCCUUAUAUUACCCUCUUCCCGCAUCCACGCGAAAAAUUGGGUUCUUCCUUUCUCGCUCUCGAAGCACCAAUUCUACCACAACAAGAAGAACCCUGCUCAGCUCAGCUCUUUCCAAGAACACAGAUGCAUUUGUACCAAUAAUAAUAAAGGUGAAAUAAAGCCCCCUACAAAUGGAGACGACGACGAAGCAGCUCCGGUGGAGCCGGCCCGGCUCCCUCCUCCUCGUCGCCGCCGCGUUCCUGGCUUCCGCCGCCCUGUCCACCGCCAACAUCGCCGACUUCGACGAGCACUGGCAGAAGCGCAAGGAGCUCGCCGAGGCCUCGGUGAGGGAGACGUACAGGCCCGACCCCUACAACGUUACCAACAGCUUCAACGUCGCCGUGCACAGAGCAACCAGCCUCCGGCGUACGAUGCGGGAGAUGCCACGGAAGCACAAGAAGAAAGGGCCGUGCCGUGCGACGAACCCGAUCGACAAGUGCUGGCGCUGCAAGAACGACUGGGCGACGGACCGUUUCCGUCUGGCCCGGUGCGCCAGGGGUUUCGGGCAGGCGACCACCGGCGGCCUCGGCGGUCCGAUCUACAUCGUGACGGAUCCCAGCGACGGCGACGUGGUGAACCCUCGGCCGGGGACGCUCCGGUGGGGCGUGAUCCAGCCAGGCCCGCUGUGGAUCAUCUUCGCCAAGUCGAUGAUCAUCCAGCUCUCGCAGGAGCUGCUGGUGAGCAGCGACAAGACCAUCGACGGGCGCGGCGCGCAGGUGCACAUCGCCAACGGCGCCGGCAUCACGGUGCAGCUGGCCCGGAACGUGAUCAUCCACAACCUGCACGUCCACGACGUGCUGCACUCCAUGGGGGGCCUGAUGCGCGACUCGCCGACGCACGUCGGGUCCCGGACCAAGGCCGACGGCGACGGCAUCUCGCUGUUCCAGGCCACCAACGUGUGGAUCGACCACAUCUCCAUGUCCAACUGCGAGGACGGGCUCAUCGACGUGGUGCAGAGCUCCACGGGGAUCACCAUCUCCAACUGCCACUUCACCAACCACAACGACGUGAUGCUGUUCGGCGCCAGCGACUCGUACCCGCAGGACCAGAUGAUGCAGAUCACCGUCGCCUUCAACCACUUCGGCAGGGGGCUCGUGCAGAGGAUGCCCAGGUGCCGAUGGGGAUUCUUCCACGUCGUCAACAACGACUACACGCACUGGCUCAUGUACGCCAUUGGCGGCGGCAAAGCUCCCACCAUCAUCAGCCAGGGAAACCGAUACAUUGCACCACCAAACAUCGCCGCCAAAGUGAUCACCAAGCACUACGCGGAAGAGGGGGAGUGGAAGAACUGGGUGUGGCACACGGAGGACGACCUGUUCAUGAACGGAGCCAUCUUCGAGCCGUCGGGAGGGGCGGUGCAGAGGCAGAUCAACAGCAACGAGUGGGUGAAGCCCAAGCCAGGGACGUACGUGACAAGGCUCACGCGCUUCUCGGGCACAUUGUCCUGCUGCAUGAGCAAGCCGUGCUGAUAGCUCGGCGUCGUCAGGCUCAUAGCUUGAGGCGCAAGCAGCUGCCGCCAUGGCCGACAAUGCCGCGCCGGUCUGUGUUUCUUGCAACCAAAAAGGGUAUAAACCCUCAAUGGGAGGAAGCAAAGGACAUCCACCUAGGAUGGAGGGUAGCCAGCAGGUCGUCGUUUUGCUAAUCUAUGUUUGCCUUGCAAGUUUUUGUUUCGUGGAAUUGUUACAGUUUACAGUUUGGUCAUUUCCCAGAGGAACUAGGGAUUCCGUUUAUCCCACAGCUGUAUUAUCUGUAUACAUAUACAGGUUGUAUAACAGGAACCACCUCUGUCUGCGAUUGGUUGAAAAAGACAUAAUAAUAUUAAUAUAAUAUUGUAUUGUUUUGCAA